Nasonia vitripennis (jewel wasp) is the source of this 6751-nucleotide messenger RNA. RefSeq names its product CDP-diacylglycerol--inositol 3-phosphatidyltransferase (gene Pis). The transcript has 5 exons. Gene Ontology annotation, biological process: phosphatidylinositol biosynthetic process. The record is from RefSeq and is a predicted model, not a curated record. NCBI's taxonomy places the organism in Eukaryota, Metazoa, Arthropoda, Insecta, Hymenoptera, Pteromalidae. Bases 5622 to 6275 code for a protein of 217 amino acids. Gene Ontology annotation, molecular function: CDP-diacylglycerol-inositol 3-phosphatidyltransferase activity. Gene Ontology annotation, cellular component: membrane; Golgi apparatus.
GCAGAACGACGAGGAGGUGCCCGCUACCGGCGCGGAGCUGUACGAAGUAGAUGGAACGGAUGAGGAGGAGGUCGAAGCCACGGCUGCCGUGGCAGCAGAAGAAGAAGCAGACGAGGAGGAGGCGUUGCUGCUGCUGCUGGCGCUGCUCUUGUCAGGUGCCACGGGCUCCUGCCGCUGGUGGUCCGGUCCUGGGGCCAUUUUCAUAGCGAUCGACACGACGAGCACGGCGCUGCUGCGGCGGCGGUGGCGGCGGCUGCUGCCCUGAUGUGUGCUAUCUUUUUUUCUCUCUCUCUCUCUCUCUCUCUCACUCACAGUCUUCUACUAUAGUACUAUCACUACUACUACUACUAUCACUACGACUACUGCUCGUCAUCACUAUAGCAGCUCAAUGAUGUCUCUGUCUCUAUUCGCACUCACACUCUCGCAGUCUGAAGUUGAGUCUCUCUCUGUCUAGUCUUCGGCUGCUCGACAAUACGGGACGAUGCACUGCAGCGGCUCUUCCCUUCGGCCCGGGCUUUACACAUAAAUUCGGAUAUGUACACGGGAGCACGAAGCUGAUCAGGGAAUCGUCGUCGUCUUCGUAGUAGUGGUCGUCGGCGAGAAGUCUCUGCUGCUUGUCGACGGCUGCAUCUUUUGCUGCCACUGCUACUGCUGCUGCUGCUGCUGCUGCUGCUGCUGCUGCUGGCUAACGGCCACCGGCGGGGUGGGGAAGAAACCGAGUCAAGGUCAUCGGGAGGCCGCCGACGAUGACGACGGUGGCGGUAGCUCCUCGUGCAUCAGCGACCCGUCGACAACACCGUCGCGCAUCCCGAACCGACGCACUGCACUGGCGCAGUCCUCUUCCUCUCUUCUCUUACUCCACAAACACACACAUACACGACACUCGAGCCCUUCUCGGCUGCGCGCACACGAUGCACACGGAAUCUCCGCACUGUGCUCCUCCACCUCCUGGGACAGAGAUAGAGAGAGAGAGAGAGAGACACCUAACCUCACUUUGGACGCGCGCGCGUCGAGUGGCCAGCAGCUCUGUCUCUCUUCCCGGCCGUCUGUCGUCUGCGGAGCUUCUCCUAUUUUUUUUCUCGUGCAGCGCGCACUACCUACUCACGCAACCAGCCAGGAGAGCUGUAUCGUGCGUAUAAUACACCACGAGCAGCGCAGGUAAGAGAGAGACAGACAGAGCGAGAAGUAUAGCUGCGCUGCUCGUCGUCUCUCUUCGCGAUGCAGGCCCUGCGUGCGUGUGUAACACUCGCGCGCGAACGAUCGAUCCCAGCGUGCGCUCCGCUGCCGUGGAGUCCGGCGCUUGUUUACACCUCGCGCUCGCCGAAAACACACACACACAGGCCGCGCAGGAAAAAACACAAGGGUGCAGGCGAGCGAGCGAAAGAGAGGACUCGCUCUCACGCGAUCCCACGACACUGCACACGGGGUAAGAUACGAGACUCGCACUCCGCACACACGCACUCACUCCCUCCCUCGUGUGUAUAUAUAGUACACAGCGGAGAGCUAGCGCAGGCCCGUAAUGAUCGCGCCUCGGCGCCACGUUCCUCCGAGCCUCGAUUUUUCUCUCCUCGGCGCCGACCGCAGCAAGGCCCGCCGCAAGACUGCGAGUCGCGCGAGAACUUAGGCCGCGAGCCUCAUAUCGCCGCGAAGCUCCUUGACGAGGGUACGGAGAGCGAGGACGAGGAGGCCUUCGGUCGAGAGCACCGACGAGGCGCGGGGUGCCGCCGUUUCCAAGAUGGCCGGUGCUGCUACUGCUGCUGGGCUGCUUCUGCUCUCGACGCGACGAUCACCGAGCUGACUUCUCGACGAGGAGCUCGUCGUCCCGGCCGAUACCGCGCACUCUUGUCUCCAUCAUGCUCGGAUUCUCGGAACUCGCGCGCGCGUGUGUGUGCAUACGUGCACCGCCAGCUAUAUACUCUCUCUCCUUUAUACGCGCGCGAGAUGACGAGAGGAGGCUGCUACUGCUGCUCGUCUGUCUUUUUCGCACGCACCCGCGACACUGACUGCGACGGCGAUUUGCGCCGCUGCUGCACGCGCUCUCUAUAUAGGUACUCGCGCCCAGCCCGACGAGUAUAAUAGUGUGCCGCUGCAGAGAGACGGAGUAGCGUUUUCUUCUGGCUAUGCGGGAGCGCUAACUCUCGCAGCUCUUUCUCGACGCUUUAUACUCUGACGGUCGCUGCGACGAUCUGCGCCUGUGCCGAGCAUCGUGCGAAUGCACUUUUUUGAACGUCGGGCUUUCGGAGCUUUUUUUGCGCGAGCUUUUUCUUUACUUUCGUUGGAGUUUAUCGUUUCCGAGUUUGUUCACAUGGCAGCGAUGACACUCUGUUCUUCGAUGUUUCCGAUUGAACUUUUUUUCAGUUAUAAACCCUCUUCAAAAGUACAUCGGAUCAGCUUUCUCCUUGUCUCCCGGGCCCGCGGAGUAACGUAACGUAUACGUACACACAAUUGCGAGAGCCGCCGACACCUGCGCGCGGCAACCCCUCGCGUUCAGCGAUAGAAUAUAUAGCAGCCGCGGCAGCUGGCCAUCAUCAGACAACGGUUCAUCCGUCGCGGGAUGUAUAUGUAGGUCCCGAAAUCGUCCUCGCGAAUAAGCCAGUCGUUGACAGCUUAUCGAUCGCGUUGUAUAGCACACAAUACAGCCCCUUCGUGUUACACUGAUGCAGAGUUUAUCGUCUCCUUCUUUCCAAGCGCUUUAUCGAAUCUCGGCUUCUGAACGUUGUAUAUUACAAAUAACGACGUCUCCUAACGAUAAGAGCUGCACGCGUCGUUGCAAAGCCGACGUUCGACAAACAGAUUCUCUCCUCUUUGUUAGCGAUGAUACAGUUACACGCACACACGUGCGUCUAUAUCGCGUUGCUCUUUGCCAUUCGAUUAGCUAUGUCUGGGACGUCGUCGCGCCUGUGCUACUCCUGUGCUGCUUCCGUCGACGCAAGCUUCCUCUCUCUCUCUCUCUCUCUCUCUCUCUCUCUCUCUCUCUCUCUCUCUCUCUCUCUCUCUCUCUCUCUCUCUCUCUCUCUCUCUCUCUCUCUCUCUCUCUCUCCUCUCUCUCUCUCUCUCUCUCUCUCUCUCUCUCUCUCUCUCUCUCUCUCUCUCUCUCUCUCUCUCUCUCUCUCUCUCUCUCUCUCUCUCUCUCUCUCUCUCUCUCUCUCUCUCUCUCUCUCUCUCUCUCUCUCUCUACGCUUGACGGAAGUGCCGCGCAGGUAAACCCAUGUCGCUCUAAAAAAAUUCAGCCGACUUUUACUCGUAUAUUAUAACGAUGAGCAUUUUAUUAUUACACUCGGCGCAGCUGCAGGCGCUCGACUGUGCAGCCCUGCGGUGCACACAGCGCCUAUAUACCUAUAUGUAUUUUCGCGCAGGUACUUACUUCCGCGUCGGCUAUACGUAUAACAACACGCGCGGCGGAGCUCCCUCUUCCGAGAGCCGGGAAUGAAUGACUCGCUGCGCGCGCGAGUGUGUGGGUGCGGGCGCGUGAGGAGCUGGACGCGUCGCUAAAUUAGCCGAGGGGAAGAAACGCCGGGGUUAUAUUGUAUACGUGUUUAAUACGUAGGUGAGAGAGCAGGCGCGGAUAACCGCUGAAAAUGUCGUCUGCGCUGGAAUAUAUAGCACAGAGACGACAGGGCCGUAAUGAAAGUAUACAGUUUGGGGAUGGUGUAAGACACAGUGUUUAUAUACAUGUACAGUACGAAAAUAAAUUGCGCCUGGGAAUUUCGCGUCGAGUGAUUUUUACGACCGGCUGUACGCGCGCGGACACAUUGUAUGGAGAUUGCUCGACGAGAGCGAGCAUACAAUGAAUAGAUAAACGCGACAAGUUCGCGACGGACAGUUGCUUACUUUUGCGGCUCCUCUUUGUUUCUCUACAGGGUUUUGUUUGCGAGGAAAGUUAAGGGGGGUUGAGUCUACUUAAAGUUGUUCAAGAGAAAUGUAAUCACUUGGUUUGAGAAUUUUGCAUGCAUUGUUAAGGACGAACUGUUCGAGAUCGACGUCUAAUGUGUGUGGGACAAAGGGUGCUGACAAUAAAGCGGGUGUGUAUUGUAUAAUAGACGAUUGAAUGAUUAAAUUCAUCAGUAUAAUGAGCGUCAUUGCGCUUUGUUAAAUGCGAUGUAGGACUGUGUUCUCUGCUUUUGUUUGAUAAUUGCGUUAUGUAAGUUACUGUAUAAAACUUUUCGUUGUAGAGUUUUUUCAAAAGCUGCACCUAAUACGAUUAUUUUGUAAUAAAAACGUGAAGUUCUCUACGUUUUACUCUCAGUUAAAAACGAAAUUCAUCGUUUCAUUUAUACGCAGGAGUCAUUGAAGUUUCAAUGUUUGAGUUUUCUUUGAAUAAAUUAGUCGUUAUUUUCAAAGAAAACUUUGAAAAACAUAAAAAAUACCUGAUCUAUAUGAUAAAUAAUUUUUUAUCACGCGUACGUUAUGCAGUUAUACGUUUGGUUAUUAAUAUAACUGUAUAAUGAAACGGCAUGCGUAAUUGUUUGUUUAUUUUAGGUCGUUCAUCAGUUCGCAUUUAAUGAGACACAAGCACGAUACAGCUGCGAUGGUUGUAUUGCAAAUUAGUAAUCGAAGAGUGUAAAUAGCCAUCAAACGUAUAAUACAAGUAAUAAUUAUAUGUUCGUAUUCUGUGUUCUACUUUUCCCAACUAUAUGUAACCUUGGACGUCGAAUUAUUAUAUCAAACCAUAAAGAAAUAUUAGUUUAUCUUUAUGAUAAAAUAGAACAUUUGUUGAAAAAUUUUGCAAUAUUCAGUAAAACUAGUUUAAAUAUUCCGCACAUGAAUAAUUCAAAUUGAGAAGAUUUUUUUUUAAACAAAAACGGGAUUAUUACGUAAGGAUCGUCACGGUUUUUAUCUACUUAUAUAUACCAAUGAUUCAUUGCAAGAGCCGCGUUAUUUGCACGUUCGAAGAUUAUUACACAUACCUACACAACUACAUAAAUUUUGAUCGAGAUAGAAACUGUUUAAUUUUUCUUUCCGAAAAUACAGAUCAAAGUGUAUUAUUCGAAAGUAUUAAAAAACGAAGGGUUUUUAUAAUGAAAUGUUUGCUUUUUCACAAUAGAAAAGCAAACAUUUCAUUACUCUCGUUUAAACAAGUACACAAGUCUACACCCACGUAACAUACGGCCCUGAGGCAAUCCCCGGCAAAGUCUUCUGCUAGAACUCGCGGCCCUCGAGAUCGAUAGAACUCGCGUGGCGUUUCGGCUUCGAUACCUCGACACUCGGGUAUAACCAAACCUAUACGCCAUAUCAACUGCGUCUUCUGCAGCGAUUCCAGCGAUUCAUUGACGUUCUCAUUCGGAAUCCGCGAACGCGCGUGCGCAGCUCCUCCGACACAUUUCCGCCUCUCUUCCACCAACGAGUCGUGAAACGCGCAGUGGUAAAAGGCGGGCCUCGAGCAGACAGAAACACGGCUUCUUCCUCGGCCGACGGUUCCUCUCUCGAUCAUCACUCGUGCGCUUCCGCUCCUCUUUUUCUCUCUUUUUCAUCGCUCCGAAAACGCGGGACGCAUCGCAACACCGGCUAGAGUAAGAGAGAGAGAGAGAGAGAGACAAAUAAUCCCGUUGCGAAGCCAGUCCUGAGGUCGACGCAGAAGAAGAGAGACAGAGACGACGCACCAAUUCGGAAGCGCUGAGAAAAUGACGGAGACCGAGAACAUCUUUCUCUUCGUGCCGAAUAUUAUCGGCUAUGGAAGGGUCAUUUUGGCACUGAUAUCCUUCUAUUAUAUGCCAACCCAUUACGCGGUUGCAGCAUGGUGCUACAUUACCAGUGCCCUGUUGGAUGCAUUCGAUGGACAUGCAGCGAGAUACUUCAAUCAAGGAACAAAGUUUGGAGCUAUGCUGGACCAGUUGACGGACAGAGCUGGUACCAUGUGCCUCCUUGUCACACUGGCACAGUUCUAUCCGGACUACACAUUUUGGUUCCAGCUUAGCAUGGCUAUUGACAUCUGUUGCCACUGGAUCUACUUACACACGACCCUUCUGCAAGGAAAAACAAGCCACAAGUUUGUAGAUAUGUCUGAAAAUCCAAUUAUGAGCAUCUACUACACCAACCGUAAAGUUCUAUUCUUUAUGUGUGCUGGCAAUGAAGCAUUUUACGCAGCUCUGUAUCUUCUGCAUUUUACCGAAGGACCUGUAUUUGUUGGUAUCAGUUUAUUCAGAGCUGUUGUAUACUUGUCAGCACCAAUAGCAUUUGUGAAAACCCUGCUAUCUCUACUCCAUGGUUAUGUGGCUUGUAUCAACCUAAGCAUAAUUGAUGUGAAGGAACGAGAGGCAUUACGCAAAGCCAAAUAAAAGUUGUUCCAGAUAAUUUUUACUUGCUAGUCAAGAUGAAUGUGAUCAUAACAAUCUUCCCAGAAUCCAAUUCAAUGAAAACUUAUGUUUUCACGGUAUAGCAGUGUCAAACAUUUAGCAAAAUCUGUAUGUCCUAAGUGUAUGCCAUUGAUGCUGGGUUAAUUUUAUAAUUAGUUUCGAGUUAUCGAUGCAGGACAUCGAAUUUUUCAUAUUUACAGACUGAAGUUUCUUUGAGAAGAUCUGAAUUAGAACAAAAUGUUUAUUUGCAACUUACUGAUAAUUGCAUGAUUUUUAUCAUGAAAUAUGGAUCUACUUAAUUUGUGUUUUUGUUUAGAAUAAUUGAAAAAGUGUGAAUACUUUCAUACAUAUUUUUUCAACUUAAUAUACUUCUCUCAUGUUGUACCAUCAUAAGCAUUUAACUUAAUUAAAAAUAAAGUAUAUAUUUUUAAAUAUAAAAUAAAAGAAAGAGAGAGAUA